This is a messenger RNA of Uloborus diversus, 1897 nucleotides long. Its product is annotated as tyrosine aminotransferase-like. The record is from RefSeq and is a predicted model, not a curated record. Gene Ontology annotation, molecular function: pyridoxal phosphate binding; L-tyrosine:2-oxoglutarate transaminase activity. Gene Ontology annotation, biological process: biosynthetic process; aromatic amino acid metabolic process. Lineage: Eukaryota; Metazoa; Arthropoda; Arachnida; Araneae; Uloboridae.
AUGCCCAUUCGAGUGUCUGCCACCCUCGCUGAUCCGCCCCAGCUCCAGAGGCGAUCCACGCCUCGCAGGGGCUGGAACGUGCGCCCUUCCAACUACGCCACUGGCACUGUCAAUCCCAUCCGUGCCGUAGUCGAGAACAUGAAACUCACGCCCAACCCGGACAAGAAGAUGAUUUCGUUGUCGAUCGGGGACCCAACUGUUUCUGGCCAUCUCAAGCCAUGUGAGGAAAUAAUCAACUCCGUGGAGAAAAGUUUGCGGAGCUUCCGGUUCAAUGGAUAUGCCGCGAGCACAGGUCACUUGGAAGCGCGAGAGGCCGUGGCAAAGUAUUCAACGAGGCCGGGAGCUCCUAUUGAAGCAAAAGAUGUAAUUUUGACAUCGGGAUGCUCACAAGCCCUGGAGCUCGCCAUCUGCGUGUUGGCCAAUCCCGGACAAACCAUCCUGGUGCCGCGUCCCGGAUUUCCCCUCUACAAAACACUCGCCGAAAGCAUGGGCAUCAACAUCAAGUACUACACAUUGAUGCCCGAAAAAAAGUGGGAAGUCGAUCUUGCCGACCUGGAGCAUCAAAUGACAACUUGUGAAGUGGCCGCCCUGGUCGUCAACAACCCUUCCAACCCCUGCGGAUCCGUGUUCUCACGAAGACACCUGCAGUCGAUCUUGGAGGUGGCUGCUAGGAACUACGUGCCCAUCAUUGCAGACGAAAUCUACGAACAUUUUGUGUUCCCUGGUGAAGAGUUUUAUCCCAUUGCCUCCAUGUCUCUCUCUGUCCCCAUACUAACAUGCAGCGGCCUGACGAAAAGGUUUUUGGUCCCUGGAUGGAGAAUGGGCUGGAUCUUGAUUCACGAUCGGAAUGAAGUUUUCGGGUCGUCGAUUCGCCAGGGCUUACAGUCUCUAUGCCAAAGAAUUAUGGGGAGCAAUACCAUCAUUCAGGGUGCCAUACCGAGAAUUCUGAAGGAAACGCCACAGCAUUUCUUCAGCGGAGUUAUCAACUCUGUUAAAGUCAAUGCUGAAAUUGCGCAUUCUAGUCUGUCUGAAAUCCCUGGUUUGACACCAAUUAUGCCCUCUGGAGCCAUGUACAUGAUGGUGGGCGUCGACGUGAACUAUUUCUCGGGCUUUCGACACGAUAUGGACUUCGUGGAGAAACUGGUGGCCGAACAGUCGGUCAUGUGCCUGCCAGGAAUGUGCUUCGACUACCCGAAUUACGUGCGCCUGGUGCUGACGGUACCCGAAGACGAGAUCCGCGAGGCCUGCACCAGGAUCGCUUCCUUCUGCGGCCGACACUCCAAGUUCCAGUUUAUCCAGGAGGUGGAGGAGGAAGAGGAAGAACAGCUGCCGAUCCACGAGCCACUCUCCGAGACAGUGGAGGCUGCUCCGAUGCCCAUCCGUGUCUGAGAUGUUGUCGCCGAGAGAUAGAUUUUAGAAUAGAAGCCUUCUCAACAGCAAUUAGACAGCAAUUAGAAGCUCGCAUCUGACCUGUGACCAGUGACAGCCAGAUGGACCGUCUCCAGAGUUCUGGUUAGCGAGAGGUGCAAAAUUCUCAAAGCAAGUGCAAUAGGAAAUGUGCAAUAGCAGUUGAAGACAAAGGGAUGCAAUCCAAAUCCGUAUCUGACAUCACUUAUGCUUAACAUUUCACUCCGAGGAAAGGACAUUCAGCAUUACUGAUGUUCCAACAACAUAUUUUUGUUAGCUAUCCAUAACAAGCGGCUCCCAAAGUUCAAUCCUUAUGUUGGUUUCAGACCUUAAGCGGUGGCCACAAAAUACGUUGUUGCGGUCCCUACUGCCGUAGUUUUACACCAACAUUUACAGUGGACCUGUUCCGCGUCAUAAAACAACAUGUUCCAAUCAGGGGCGCUCAAAUGUUUGAGGAGAAGGAAAAUUCUCAAUUUGCCAAAGUGAUUGA